AUGGCAUUCCUGAUGCCUGGACCCCAGGAGGCUGUUGCAUUUGAGGAUGUGGCUGUGUACUUCACGAGGAUAGAGUGGAGUUGCCUGGCCCCUGACCAGCGGGCGCUCUACAGGGACGUGAUGCUGGAGAACUAUGGGAACCUGACCUCAUUGGGCUUUCUUGUCACAAAGCCAGCAUUGAUAUCUCUCUUGGAGCAAGGAGAGGAACCAGGGGCUUUGAUUCGGCAGAUGACUGAAAAGACAGGGACCAAGGCCAGCCUAUGCACAGAUUCCAGGAUGGAGGCUGGAAUCUCGGAGUCUCCUCCGAAGAGUGACCUCUCUAGGCAGGCAGGACUGUCGGGCAGGGCUUGGGGGUGCCUCCUGGGGGAGGACCCCUCGCUACCUGAUCUGCAAGGCAGUCCGGAGCACGGAUCAGAUAAACAAUCUCCUCCUCCUCGGGAGUGUAGCAGCACCUCUCCCGGGGCUCUGCAGGAAACCCGAGGCAAGCUUGCAAGGAGCUCAGCUCCCGGGCAGAGCAGGUACAGGUGUACUUGCGGCAAGACGUUCAAGUUCAACUCGCAGUUGCUCAGGCACCAGAUCAUCCACACGGGCGCCAAGCCCUUCCAGUGCACCGAGUGCGGGAAGGCCUUCAAGCAGAGCUCCAUCCUGCUGCGGCACCAGCUGAUCCACACCGAGGAGAAGCCCUUCCAGUGCGGCGAAUGCGGCAGGGCCUUCCGACAGAGCACGCAGCUGGCGGCCCACCACCGCGUCCAUACCCGCGAGCGGCCCUACACGUGCGGAGAAUGCGGCAAGGCCUUCAGCCGCAGCUCGCAGCUGCUGCAGCACCAGAAGUUCCACACCGGGGAGAAGGCCUACGAGUGCGACGAGUGCGGCAAGGCCUUCUGUCGCUUGUUCACCCUCAAGGAGCACAGCCGCAUCCACAGCGGGGAGAAGCCCUACCGGUGCCAGCGCUGUGGGCAGCGCUUCAUCCGAGGGUCCACUCUCCUGAGGCACCGCCGGCGGCACCCCAGGGAGGGCCCCCAGGACAGCAACGCGGGGCAGAGUGUCGUGCUGGGUGCGGCGCAGAGGGCGCACGUGGGGAACCAGCCCCACGAGUGCUCCGUGUGCGGGAAGCCCUUCAGACACAACUCCCUGCUGCUCCUGCACCUGCGGCUGCACACCGGCGAGAAGCCAUUCGAGUGCGUGCAGUGCGGCAAGGCCUUCAGUCGCAAGUCCAACCUCACGCUGCACCAGAAGAUCCACACCAAGGAGAAGCCCUUCGCAUGCACCGAGUGCGGCAAGGCCUUCGGCAGGAGCUACACGCUGAACAAGCACUACCGGCUCCACAGCGGUGAGAGGCUGUAACGGUGCUGGGCCUGCGGGAGGGCCUGUAGCCGGCUGUCUGCCUUCAUCCAGCACCAGAAAGUGCAGGGCCGCGGCCGGGGGGUCGGAGACGGCGGGCCGGCACCCCGCUGA
Messenger RNA from Carlito syrichta (Philippine tarsier), 1455 nucleotides. It is a transcript of the gene ZNF517, whose product is annotated as zinc finger protein 517. Gene Ontology annotation, molecular function: DNA-binding transcription repressor activity, RNA polymerase II-specific. NCBI's taxonomy places the organism in Eukaryota, Metazoa, Chordata, Mammalia, Primates, Tarsiidae. The transcript is spliced from 4 exons. The record is from RefSeq and is a predicted model, not a curated record. Gene Ontology annotation, biological process: negative regulation of transcription by RNA polymerase II.